Molecule: messenger RNA, 3075 nt
Organism: Uranotaenia lowii
Lineage: Eukaryota; Metazoa; Arthropoda; Insecta; Diptera; Culicidae
Exons: 3
Coding region: 1-3075 (1024 amino acids)
Source: RefSeq, a predicted model, not a curated record
AUGGCUAGCAAGGCGGAGAAAAAACUAGCAGCGGACCUUCUGACGAGACGACGAGCGUGUGCCGAACGAGAUGUGGUGGAGAAGUUCGUAGCGGAUUUCACCUAUGAACGAGAUUGUUGCCAGGUUGCGGUACGUUUGGAGGCGCUCAACAAGUGCAACGAGUUGUUCCUAAACGUGCAGAACGACAUCGAAAUGGGCGAUAGCGAAGAACGGUUUGAAACACACCUAGAAUUCCGUGCUGAUUUUGAGGAUCGAUUCUGCAGGGCGAAGGGUUUUUUGCUGUCCAAACUGGAGAGUAGGGAGCAUCCGUUGAGUUCGACGAUCAUCCACGCAUCGGCUUCUCAUAGCAUGUCUUCCAGCUUUCAUCAUCGUCUGCCAAAAAUCGAUUUGCCGAAGUUUAGUGGAGAUGAAUCGCGUUGGAUCUCGUUCCGUGACAAUUUUCUCUCGAUGAUCCACUGCAACGAGGACAUUCCAAUCGUCAACAAGCUGCAGUACCUAUUACAGUCACUGGAAGGAGAGGCCAAGAAACCAUUCGAAUCUGUGGACGUUCAAGCCGAUAAUUAUUCAUCGACAUGGGACGCUUUGAAAAAGCGGUAUGACAACAAGCGUUUCCUUAGGAAAGAGCUUUUCCGUGGCCUGUACAACCUUCCACCUCUUCAGCAUGAGUCCGCACAAGACCUCAACACACUGGUUGACGAUUUUCAGCGACACGUUAAGGCACUGGGGAAAUUGGGUGAACCUAUCGAGCAUUGGGACACUCCACUCAGCUUUAUCCUGACGAAUAAGUUAGAUUCGGCGACAAUUCGUGCAUGGGAGCAAGAUACUCGACAGAAGGAUGAGGUGAAAUACGACGAGCUCAUCGAGUUUCUUAUCCACCAGGUCCGGAUGUUGAAAUCCGUGGACAGCGAUCUCCAGCAUCGUUCCUCAGUGCCCACCGUUUCCAAGGUGGCCGGACAAAUCCCGAAGAAACCAGUUCCCAUCCGAUCUGUCGUGAACACAGCUACGUCCGAAACUCAAUCCAGUACUUCGCCAUGCCACUGUUGUUUGAGAACACAUCCACUUCACCAAUGUCCAGCAUUUUCGAAUCUGUCAAGCUCCCAACGGCGAGAGCUUGUGACACAGCACAGCCUUUGCUGGAAUUGCUUCCGUACAAAUCACCAGGCAAGAUCCUGCAAAUCCAAAUUUAUUUGCCGGAUUUGCCAAGCGAAGCAUCACACUAUGUUGCACGACCAAGCAGCACCACCGAAUGAGUUCUCACCCGAAAGAUCACAGCUCCCACAAGUGAAUCCAGGUCCGAGCGGUUCACUCAACCCACCAACGAUAAAUCUAUCCGUGCAUUCAAAUUCGACGGUUCUAUUGGAGACAGUUGCGCUGUUAGUUGUCGACCGAUACGGCAGAAAGAUUCCAGCACGAGCUCUUCUAGAUUCCGCAGCAAUGUCCAACUUUAUCACCAGGAAGCUGGCGAACGAACUCGCCACCCAACAAACUCCCGUGGACAUCGCAGUUGCCGGAAUUGGAGAGUCAGUCAAACGCAUCAGAAAAAGGUUAGCUGCCAAAAUCGUAUCCAGGAACAGCGAUUUCUCCACCACACUCGAUUUCCUCGUCAUGAAGAAGCCAACCUCCCAUCUUCCCACAUCCCCGAUCGAUACAACUGCCUGGAAAAUGCCACAGGUUCCAUUGGCGGAUCCUCAGUUCAACGUUCCAGCAACAAUCGACAUGAUCAUCGGUGGAGAAUGUUACCACGAGUUUCACACAGGCGUACGCCACUCUCUUGGUGAUAAUUCUCCGUUUUUGGUGGACACCCUCUUUGGCUGGACAGUUUCUGGCAAAGUGGAUUCCAGCUCCACCACCGCACCGCGAGCGUGCUUCCUCUCCACCGUUGAUCAAACCCGAGAAACGAUUCCUGGGGAGUUCCGGCCAAUUGACACCACCGAUGGGAGCCAAAGGAUGGACGUUGAACCCUCCACCACUCAAAUCCACGACGAAGGAUACGUUGCCUGUCAUUCCCGGCCCAAUAAUCCAAAAACCACCCUUGGAGAUUUUCGCACGAAGACCACACACCAAAACUCCACCAAAGAUACAAGCCACAAGAUACCUGAAAACACCACCCAACCCAGAAAUAUGCACAACAGCGAUCCUGUUGAGGACGAACCACACUGCUAUCUGCCACAUCACCCGGUGCUCAAGGAAGCCAGCAAAACCACCAAUGUACGCGUGGUAUUCAACGCAUCCUAUGAGCCCAAUUCAGGGUACGCGCUCAACGAUAUGCUGCUCGUUGGUCCCGUCGCUCAACACUGCCUGCUGUCCAGUACUCCUCUAAGCGCAUCCAAGGUCAUCGAUGAAGGAGAAGGCGCUGCCUGUGGAUCCUGCUGCAACGUUGUCCCUUUGGCCAAGCAGCCCUCUGUUACCGUUAUGGAGUACUGUGCACCUGUUCUGCAAACAGCACCGUUCCGGAUACCCCAACGCUCAAAGUCGCCACCGCAUCGUUGGAGAACUGUCGCUGCUAAACGUGCAACUGCUAUCCAGAUUGGUACAGACGGGCCCAGUUGGAGACUCAUUCCGGGAGUGCACAAUGCAGUCAGCGAAUUCUCCAGAAACCUACAGCCGUCCGACUUACUUGCAUGGUGUUACGAUCCGUCGUUGCAAAAAUACCGGCCCUGUUCUGUCCCCUUGCGACCACUAGAUCGCCUUGCACAGCUUCAUCCAGGUCGAAAUGGAGUCGUUCCGGUUUUAGGACUAGAGACAGCCCAGCGAGAUGGUUGUCAAAACCACCGACGACCAGAAAAGGCUACAAAGACCGGUAGAGCACGCCGAACGUGCUCAACGCGCCAAUGGAGCGCUAAAAGAUCCUUAGACGUCUUUUCAUUCCUCAUCAUCAUCGAGAUCCUUCUACAAAGACCGGCAGAGCACGCCGAAUGUGACUCACUGCGCAUGUCGAGCGCUAAUAGUUCGCCAACUAUUGAACAUCGUCGCAGCAUCUCAUCGUAUACCAUCGAGAACGGCCUACAACAGCAGUAUCAACAGCAGAGUCUUCAAAGAUCGGUAGAGCACACCGAACGUUGCUCAACGCGCUAA